AUGGGGCCCCGUAGGCCAUCAGAUGUCGAUGGUUCUGAUUCACCAUUUUGUGUAGUUCUCGGUGCCCAAUGGGGAGAUGAGGGAAAGGGCAAAUUGGUCGACAUCCUUGCGCAGGAUGUACAGGUUUGUGCUCGGUUCAAUGGAGGUGCAAAUGCAGGGCACACGCUGCUUGUUGAUGGGAAAAAAUAUGCUUUCCAUUUGCUACCAUGCGGCAUGAUCAACAAGGCAUGCAAGAACCUCAUCGGGAAUGGCGUGGUCGUGCACAUUCCGACCUUGAUGAAGGAACUUGAUGCGCUGAAGGAGUUUGAUCCGCAAGCGCUGGAAAGAGUUUUCAUUUCGACUCGUGCGCAUAUCCUGCUGGAUAGUCAUCAGGUGAUCGAUGGUAUUUUGGAGGCUGAGCAAGGAUCCAAUUCCAUUGGCACCACGAAGCGCGGCAUUGGGCCAUGCUAUUCUUCCAAAGCAAUCCGCAAUGGGGUGCGAUUUGGCGAUUUGUUGCACUUCGAAGAGUUUGAGCGGAAAAUGAGAGAUCUUACCGCUUGGUCUCAGAAGCGCUACAGCCACCCAAGGGAGAGGGACUCACCCGCACAACUGCAGUUGAGGAAAGCCUUGCGGGAAUACAAUACACGGUCUGCCUUCGAUCCGGAACAUGGACAAAAGGGGGGCGUCACUGACCUCGAAGAGGAGAUACAGCGCUACAAGAGGUACGCCGAGCUCCUCAGGACACAGAUCGUGGAUUCCGUGACGUUUCUCCAUUCCGAGGUCUCCCUGGGAUCCAAGGUGCUGGUGGAAGGUGCCAAUGCUGCACUUCUUGACGUUGACUUCGGCAGCUUGGCAUGGCAUGGCAUGGCUGAUUUUGGAGUUUCCAGCUUCCUAUGCGAGAAGCCCCACAUGGCAUUGCUGAAGGGCUGCUCCCUGCGCUGCCUGGCCAGCCGCGGCCGGCGUUUCUUUGCGGAUGUGCCCAAGGCUGUGCAACCCAGCGAGGGCCAGGUGACGCCAACGUAUCCCCAAGUCUAUGGCCGAGUGGAGGAAACAGUGAUGUCACCGUACAAAGGAGGCCCCGUCUAUCUCUGGCUGCGCUCCAGCAUUGUUUGGCUGCGCCGCUUCCCCGGGCGACAUUGGAUGCGUUGGAUCGAGCGCAACUCCGACUACCAGAAGAUGUGCUUGAUGGGCAUGCCAGAAUUUCACAUUGAUCCCACCAAGAACCGCUGGAGGUACUACAUCGACACCAGCUACUAUGGCGGCAUGUUGGACAAGAGCCAUGAGGAUUUCUACCGCUACAUCUUGUUGUACCCGGCAAUCGCCUUCUUCCUCCACUGCACCUGGUGUCGUAUCAAGGACAACGACAAGGACAAUUUCCUGGCGAAGUGGCGCGUGCCUGCGGAGGAAGCCUGCACCUAUCCCUUCGUCACCAGUUCCAACACCACGGUGGGCAGCGUGUGCACCGGGCUGGGCGUUCCACCGAAGUGUGUGGACACCGUGAUCGGCGUGGUGAAGGCAUAUACCACGCGUGUGGGACAUGGGCCCUUCCCCACGGAGCUGCAGAAUGAGAUGCAGUCACUGGAGGACUACGAGGAGACCUUCAUCGGUCCUGCGGCCACCUUCGAACGAAAAGGCCACACAGGUGGCCCUUUCACCUGCUCUCCGGGUCAGCCGGUGAAGGUGGGUAUGAUGCUUCAAGAAGUUGGUGCAGAGUACGGCACGACCACUGGACGAAGGAGGAGAUGUGGCUGGCUGGAUCUGGCUUUGGUGAAGUACUCUGCCCUGGUGAACGGCUUUGACAGCCUGAACAUCACCAAGCUGGAUGUCCUUACAGGGCUCAAGCAGAUCCGAGUGGCCAUAGCUUACAGAAAUCGGCGGAUGACCGAAGUGCGGCUUCCCAGCGGCUACUUCCCAUCACACCUGGAUGAUCUCAAAGAAGUGGUCUGCGAAUACGAGACUCUGCAGGGCUGGGCCGAGGACAUCUCCCACUGCACCAGCUGGGAGGAGCUUCCAGUGAAUGCUCGGAAGUACGUGGAGAGGAUUGAAGAGCUCCUAGGCAUACCGGUCUCUUGGGUCGGCGUGGGCCCUGAUCGCAACAGCAUGCUGAAGGUCCCAAAGCAGAGACACGAGCCAGUGAGCAGCAUGCUACCUCAGCUGCCACCACGUUCCUCACGGUGA
Messenger RNA from Cladocopium goreaui, 2157 nucleotides. NCBI's taxonomy places the organism in Eukaryota, Dinophyceae, Suessiales, Symbiodiniaceae. The record is from the annotation of a GenBank genome assembly.